GGGCGCCGAGCGGCCCGGAGGGGGUGUGUGCGGGGGGCCGGAGGCGGCGGCUGUCAGAGUCGGCUCAGCCUGCGCUGGGGAACAUCGGCCGCCUCCAGCUCCCGGCGCGGCCCGGCCCGGCCGCCUCAGCAGACGCCUGCCUGCCCUGGCAGCCAUGAGGCCCCCGUGGUGUCCCCUGCACACGCCCUCCCUGGCUUCCCCGCUCCUUCUCCUCCUCUUCCUCCUGGGAGGAGGGGCAGAGGCUGAGGGCCCAGAGGACCCAGAGCUGCUGGUGACUGUGCGUGGGGGCCGGCUACGGGGCCUCCGCCUAAUGGCCCCUGGGGGCCCUGUCUCUGCUUUUCUGGGCAUCCCCUUCGCAGAGCCACCUGUGGGCCCCCGUCGCUUUCUGCCACCAGAGCCCAAGCGGCCCUGGCCAGGGGUGCUGAAUGCCACAGCCUUCCAAAGAGUCUGCUACCAAUAUGUAGACACCUUGUACCCCGGCUUUGAGGGCACCGAGAUGUGGAACCCCAACCGUGAGCUGAGCGAGGACUGCCUCUACCUCAAUGUGUGGACACCGUACCCCCGGCCUGCGUCCCCCACCCCUGUCCUUGUCUGGAUCUACGGGGGUGGCUUCUACAGCGGGGCCUCCUCCCUGGACGUGUAUGAUGGUCGCUUCCUGGCCCAGGCCGAGGGGACUGUGCUGGUGUCCAUGAACUACCGGGUGGGAGCCUUUGGCUUCUUGGCCCUGCCGGGGAGCCGGGAAGCCCCAGGCAAUGUGGGUCUACUGGAUCAGAGGCUGGCACUGCAGUGGGUGCAGGAGAACGUAGCAGCCUUCGGGGGGGAUCCAACGUCAGUGACUCUGUUUGGGGAAAGCGCAGGUGCCGCCUCCGUGGGCAUGCACCUGCUGUCCCCACCCAGCCGGGGCCUGUUCCACAGGGCCGUGCUGCAGAGCGGGGCACCCAAUGGGCCCUGGGCCACAGUGGGUGUGGGAGAGGCCCGCCGCAGGGCCACGCUGCUGGCCCGCCUCGUGGGCUGUCCGCCUGGUGGGGCUGGUGGCAAUGACACAGACCUGGUGGCCUGCCUGCGGACACGGCCGUCUCAGGAUCUGGUGGACCACGAGUGGCAUGUGCUGCCUCAGGAAAGCGUCUUCCGCUUCUCCUUCGUGCCUGUGGUGGAUGGAGACUUCCUCAGUGACACGCCCGAAGCCCUCAUCAAUGCUGGAGACUUCCAUGGCCUGCAGGUGCUGGUGGGUGUGGUGAAGGAUGAGGGAUCCUAUUUUCUGGUUUACGGGGCCCCAGGCUUCAGCAAAGACAACGAGUCUCUCAUCAGCCGGGCCCAGUUCCUGGCCGGGGUGCGGGUCGGGGUCCCCCAGGCAAGUGACCUGGCUGCCGAGGCUGUGGUCCUGCAUUACACAGACUGGCUGCACCCUGAGGACCCGGCACGCCUGAGGGAGGCCAUGAGUGAUGUGGUGGGCGACCACAACGUCGUGUGCCCCGUAGCCCAGCUGGCUGGGCGACUGGCCGCCCAAGGCGCUCGCGUCUAUGCCUACAUCUUUGAACACCGUGCAUCCACGCUCUCCUGGCCCCUCUGGAUGGGGGUGCCCCACGGCUACGAGAUCGAGUUUAUCUUCGGGCUCCCCCUGGAACCCUCGCUAAACUACACUGUCGAGGAGAGAAACUUUGCCCAACGACUGAUGAGAUACUGGGCCAACUUCGCCCGCACAGGGGACCCCAAUGACCCCCGAGACCCCAAAGCCCCGCAGUGGCCACCAUACACGGCGGGAGCGCAGCAGUACGUGAGCCUGAACCUGCGGCCACUAGAGGUGCGGCGGGGGCUGCGCGCCCAGGCCUGCGCCUUCUGGAACCGCUUCCUACCCAAAUUGCUCAGCGCCACCGCCUCGGAGGCCCCCUGCACCUGCUCAGGCCCCGCCCACGGGGGGGCUGCCCCGAGGCCCAGGCCCGGCCUCCCCCUGUCCCUCCUCCUCCUCCUCUUCCUCCUCCUCUCCCGGCUCCUGCGGCUGUGACCACGGCCUCUUCCCCCUCCGGCCUCAGGGGGCCCCUCCUCUAAUGAGUGGUCUGACUGUGGGGAAGGGCUCCACUCAGGGAUCUCCGACCCAGCGGCCCCUGCCUCCUCAAACCGAGAAACUCAAACUGGACAGGGCUGGGGGCAGAGGGGGUGGGGUGGGGUGGGGUGGGAGGACACCUACGACCCAUCUCAGGGAUCCACACGCCUUUAUUGUUUAAAUGGAAAUGAAAAAGACAAUUUUCUUUUUUUAUAAAAUUAUUAUUUGGA
This is a messenger RNA of Orcinus orca (killer whale), 2271 nucleotides long. RefSeq names its product acetylcholinesterase (Cartwright blood group) (gene ACHE). Gene Ontology annotation, cellular component: plasma membrane. The record is from RefSeq and is a predicted model, not a curated record. Bases 155 to 2002 code for a protein of 615 amino acids. Gene Ontology annotation, molecular function: acetylcholinesterase activity. Gene Ontology annotation, biological process: choline metabolic process; acetylcholine catabolic process. NCBI's taxonomy places the organism in Eukaryota, Metazoa, Chordata, Mammalia, Artiodactyla, Delphinidae. The transcript is spliced from 5 exons.